Fusarium poae is the source of this 1272-nucleotide messenger RNA. RefSeq lists its product as uncharacterized. Lineage: Eukaryota; Fungi; Ascomycota; Sordariomycetes; Hypocreales; Nectriaceae. The record is from RefSeq and is a predicted model, not a curated record. The transcript is spliced from 4 exons. The coding region runs from base 1 to 1272 and encodes 423 amino acids.
AUGGCAGAUGCUUACGACAUAAUCGACGAGUCACGUCUUCUUCCUAACGUUCAAGACUCAUUUGGUCGUCAAGUAAGAAUAAUCCACCCUGGAUACUACUGCUCGGGCGGUGAUCCGGAUUUUGAUGUCCUCAUUUCCUUUGAAGCUUUUGAUGACGGCGGUUCUGGGGUUGACUACGACACAGCCCACAUAGCUUGCGCUAUAAUCGCUGGUAAUAUCUGGGAUGGGUAUUUCUCCAAAGAUCCUCACGGAAAAGAAAAGAUACAACCGCCAAAUACAGUCCUUAGUUAUGGGCGCUACUAUUUCUGUCUCCCCUCGUCUAAUGAUCCCUCGACCGAUCAGUACCCUGUAAUUCCUCGCUUCAAAGACUGGCGCUUUCCACACGAUAAUCUUCCAUCCAUUUGGAAAAGACUUUAUUCCCAAUACCGCGCCAACGCCAGCCCUCGCUGCGUAAUGAGUAACUGUGGCGACGUCGUGGAACAAGCGCAUCUUGUACCGUCGCAGCAAUCUUCAUGGUGGACACAAAACUUGAUGAAAAAGUAUUCUAGGACGAGUCUUUUCUCGACGGAUCAAAUUGAUGCGCCGGCGAAUUUAUUACCGCUGCGCUGUGAUAUUCAUAAGAUUUUUGAUGAGAGACAUUUUGCUUUUGUGCCUAAGAAGGUGAUUUCUCGAGAAGCGAGGGAGAAGCAUAUAGAAGAGGCCCAGGAGACCAUUGCGGAACAACUGCAGGGCGAUGCUGAGAGAAGCGGCCCAUCACCCGACUCACAACUUCCAAUACGAAGUUUAGAACCCCCAUACAACUCUCCUCAGACCAACUCUCCUAUUCACAUAGUCGGCCAUGUCUUCAACUCGACUCCAAGUGGUGAUCUCCCACGACGCUUCCACAACAGAGCCAUCCACACACUGCCAUCAACACUAUCUAUCGAUCUUCUUUUCGCCCGCUUCGCCUAUACCAUCUUCUCACCCUCAAUAUUUAAAGAUUUUCUCGACUCGGAUAAAGGGCGGUAUAUUAUGACCUGGGAUCAUGAGAAGAAACGACACGAUGUUGGGUUCGCGAGUGCAGAGAAAUGUCAUGCGAUUUGGAAUGCAAGCAGGUCGAGGAGUGAGAGUCCGAGGAAGAGAUCCAAGGCUGCGGGCGAUGGGCCAGAGGAUGGUUAUGCUGCGGGACUGGGAUCAGAUGUGGAUAGUGGCUAUGGUGAUAACUCCCAGACGAGUCUUGAUGAAGAUGGACCGAGACGGGUUCAGAGAGCUAGCGAAACGAACGAAGCCUAA